This is a messenger RNA of Branchiostoma floridae (Florida lancelet), 1837 nucleotides long. Its product is annotated as transmembrane protein 50B-like. The transcript has 6 exons. Gene Ontology annotation, biological process: protein targeting to vacuole; late endosome to vacuole transport via multivesicular body sorting pathway. Bases 312 to 803 code for a protein of 163 amino acids. NCBI's taxonomy places the organism in Eukaryota, Metazoa, Chordata, Leptocardii, Amphioxiformes, Branchiostomatidae. The record is from RefSeq and is a predicted model, not a curated record.
UUCUGUACUGCUGUGAUGACCAUGACGUCACCUAUCACCAUCUUGAAAGGGAAAUUUUGCGGUCAGACACGGUUUGCCCAGUGUUGUUGAUGUUUCGUUGUUUAUUUCUGACAUCUUCGACGUUUACAGACAGACAGGUCAUCUCUAGUACCUUUGGCUGCCACGGGAAUCGUACCAAAACGUACCUGUAGGGAGAUUUUUGCUGUAGUAUACGCGUAUAAGCACCUGUCGCAGUUUGAUACAUCUGUGUUGAGACUUCGACACAUCCCCAUUUUGCUGCUGACGAACGACAAUUGUUUUUGAAAAGCAAAAUGGCUGGAUGUCUGGACAAUUUCCAGUGGCCCAAGUGCGACUGUAUCGAGCUGGGAGACAAGCGGAACGCCAUCGCGUCCAUAUCUGCAGGAAUGCUGUUCUUUGCUGGUUGGUGGGUGAUUAUUGAUGCAGCCAUACAGUACCCUGAACAGGACAAGCUUCACCACGCCUACCACACCUGCGGAGUCAUAUCAACUGUCGCCAUGUUCAUGAUAAAUGCUGUAUCCAAUGGGCAGGUGAGAGGGGACACCUACAGCACAGGUUGUAUGGGACAAACAGGGGCCAGAGUUUGGAUGUUUAUUGGAUUCCUGCUCGCGUUCGGUUCCCUCAUUGGUGCCUCCUGGAUUCUCAUUGGUGGUUACGUAGUGAACCCUUCAGCCCUCCACAAGCAGAACCAGUAUGCAGGAGUUGCAGUCUUCCUGCAAAAUGCACUCAUCUUCUUCAGUGCAAUAGUUUUCAAGUUUGGCAGGACGGAAGACCUGUGGGAAUGAGGAACGCCUAUGUGAGACCCGUUGUGAGACACAGCAAUAGAACAGCAUGGAUGUACAGCUAUAUUGACCUUGACAGCUAACCAAGGUCGCGAUCUUAUCAGAUGCGAUAAAUUGAUGUGGCAUAUUUAUAGAAAUCUUACUACCGGUAGAUCUAAUAUGAAAAGUACUCAUUUUUGUCAGGUGAUAUAGAUACAUUUGUAGAUACUGAUACUAAAUGUAACAAACUAAAAAUGGUAACGUUAUGUAUAAUGUAACAUUUGUGUAAACCAAACUUUCAAUGUUUAGAGAUUAUUACCUUUACAAUACUUGUAUAUGUAAUAAGUGGACAGAGGCAUUCCUUUUGAAAUGUUGGUGUUAAAAUCCUUUUUAAAUGUGAAGCAUGCUUACAAUAGCUGUAAAAAAAGAUAUGUUUUUCCUAUUGAGCCAGAAGUUUCUUUUUUUUUUCUUCAUUUUUUGUUACUUUAAUCUGUGCGUAUUGUAAGUUUCAAGUGAAUUUUGUGCCAUCUUGUACAGCCAGUGUGUUAUUUUGUUAUUCUCUUGCUCAACUCUUGUGCAUAUAACACAGUAUUAGAGGCAAAUGUAGUAAAAAGACUUAAAAACAUAAACUGUUUUAACAGUGCUUGAAUGGGUGAGGCUAUAUUUGAACACUUGUUAAGCGGGAAAAUUGAUUAAAGCAAAAUUUGAGGAAUCCAUGUAUCUCUUUAUAUCCUUUCUCUAGAGAACGUUGUCAGAAAACUAGUGUUCAAAAUAAGGAUGUCUCACAACUUGUAUUAUCCCAUAUGUAUUUCAAAAUAUAUUUCAGUAUAAUGUAUUUACGCUUAUAAACUGUACAUAUCUUCCUAUGAGACUGUAAUAUUUCCUUAUCAUUUUAGUUGUGAAAAUGUUGUGGAAUGGGGGAAAAAUAAAUUUGUGUUACUUUUCUUUAUUUGUAAGUUAAUACAAUUUGCAUUUUUCUUUAUUCAGUAAAAAUAUGUCUCGCAUUGAAGACAUCAAUGUUCUCUUCAUGAAUUCAUUAAAGUGCAGAAAACUUUAAA